CAUACAUCUCAGCCGUUCCUCAAGGCAACAGCGUACCUAGAUAUAAAUACAAGCCGAUGCGACCUUCAAAAUCCGAAACUCAUCCACCCCUUCAAGCAGAAGUGUCCGCAUCCUCGCCCUCUCCCCAACAUGAGUCUCACUAAUACUCUCGCGGGUUCUGACCGCAUCGAGCCUUUCAAGGUCGACCUGUCCAAGAAUGUGCCGCGAAUGCUCGAUCUGGUGAAGAACACCAAGUUGCCUGAGAAGUCCGUGUAUUCCCAACUUGGAGCCUCGGCCGGCAUCGACCUGGACGUUCUGAAGCAGCUGCAGAGUGAAUGGAUUGAUGAUUUUGACUGGAAAGCGGAGGAAGAAGAAAUGAAUAGCUACAACCAUUUCACCACAACCAUCGAAGGUUUGAAGAUUCAUUUCAUUCAUGAACGGUCUGGCGAACCGGACGCGAUCCCACUUUUGCUCUUGCACGGCUGGCCAGGUUCAUUCUUGGAGUUUCUGCCUGUGGUUAAGCCUCUCACACAGGCAGCGAAAACCUCAACCGGCAAAGACGUCUCAUUCGACAUCAUCAUCCCCUCACUCCCUGGAUACGCCUUUUCCCAGACACCACCGCCAAGUUGGACCACUGCGGACACGGCUCGGAUUUUCCAUGCACUCAUGACCGAUAUAUUGGGCUACAAGACCUUCUCUAUCCACGGUACCGAUUGGGGCUGUGUGAUCGGCUACACCCUGUACGAGCAGUACACCGCAGCCACUCGUGCAGCACACUUUUCUAUGAUCCCCUUCUUCCCCAUGCUGCCUAAUCAGCUCGCAGCAAAUGGCAUUACCCUCACUCCGGAUGAGCAAUUCCAGGAGGAUCGAUUCGUAGGAUGGAAUACAACUGGAAAUUCCUACUUCUUCAUCCAGACUACGAAGCCCACCACAAUCGGACUGGCAUUGCAGGAUAACCCGAUCGGCCAGUUGGCGUGGAUUGCUCAGCAGAUUAUCGACUGGUCCGAUCCACGGGCGGGAACAGCGCCCUCUGUACUCACCCACAAAGAGAUACUACGAUUCACGUCGCUUUACUUCCUCACCGAGUCAUUUCUUUCAUCUGUUUUUAUCUAUUCUUCAAACUCGAAUGGGUUUAGACCAGAAUACACCAAAGCGCCUACAGAUGCCCCAAUGCUCUAUAGCAAUUUCAAGUACAACAAUGCAUUUUUCCCGCGAGCUAUAGUGGAAAAGGUGGGGAACCUGGUCCGAUGGCAAGAUCAUGAUUUUGGCGGGCACUUCGCGGGUGUCGAUAAUCCACCGGCUCUUAUUUCCGACAUCCGAGACGUUGGGAACUACUGGCAUCAGUGAAGCAACCAUUUCUCGGCGGCUUAUCCUACAAUUUGGACUCAAUUGCUUGAAUCCCCAGUGCUCAGGGGUAUUUGGGGGAUUGUUUCGGCUUCCCCGUUGUCCAACGUGCGACACCAGUAGCGAUGGGGAAGGAGGUAAUUGCCUGGGUUGUGAAUUAGGCUAUUUGCUCAACAUCUUAUCUUUUCGGAUGAAUACAAAAAGGCGAUCCAUCAGCAGUCACUCAUAUAGGGUUAGAUAGCUAAGUUGGAAAACUCGAAAAACAGAAUAACAGCAAGGCCAGGCUCUUGGGCUUUAGCACGUGUUAGUGAGACUUGUUCAACCCUUAA
Messenger RNA from Ilyonectria robusta, 1652 nucleotides. RefSeq names its product Alpha/Beta hydrolase protein. The record is from RefSeq and is a predicted model, not a curated record. Gene Ontology annotation, biological process: epoxide metabolic process. Bases 130 to 1326 code for a protein of 398 amino acids. The transcript has 5 exons. Gene Ontology annotation, molecular function: epoxide hydrolase activity. Lineage: Eukaryota; Fungi; Ascomycota; Sordariomycetes; Hypocreales; Nectriaceae.